AUGUUCAGAAGAAAAUUGAGGGCGUUGGGUCACCCAUCUGCCGACACUCUUAAUCUGGAGGAUACUAGAGAUCUGAAGGUAUUAGUUUUAUGGCUAGAGGACCAAAAGAUCCGGCACUACAAAAUCGAACAUCGCGCACGUCUGCAUAAUCUCGAAGGAGCUGAGUGGAGGACAACAUUUUUGCAGUACCUCGAAGAUCUGGAGUGUCCGUAUAGUUACGAUGCACAGCCACAGAUUGCAAUUGAUUGGCUGCUAGGUGCGGCCGUACGGUAUGUAUAUGGAGAUAACUGUAGUGGACGCACUGAAUUGAAGUGUGGCCUUGGUUGGGUGAGUGAGUCUUUGGAAAUGUUGGGGAGGCGUGCCGUUGACAUCGAUCCACUAGAUAAAACAUUCGUGACUGGUGUCAAAGCUCUAUCAAAAUUGUUGCAUGUAACAGAUCAUCCAGACCCCAGUGUUCUCUUGGAGUCUAUAAGAAUUGUGAUACAGAAAAAACUGUCUUCGGACACAAAGUAUGGCGUGAGUGAUAAUGAAGCGAAGGCUUCUCCUUUGAAGUUUAGUGUGUCUGCAAAAGAAUGUGGGUUUUACCUUGGUGACCCAGUUUUGAAUGAAGCAGCUAAAGUUCUGAGAUUACUACACAUCAAUGAGUUACGUGAGCUGCAAACAUGUGUCAAUGAAAUAAUAGUGGCAGUGCAAGGAAUCACAGCAGAUCCUAAAACUGACCAAUCUCUUGGUCGUAUAGGAAAGUGA
Molecule: messenger RNA, 747 nt
Organism: Geodia barretti
Lineage: Eukaryota; Metazoa; Porifera; Demospongiae; Tetractinellida; Geodiidae
Source: the annotation of a GenBank genome assembly